UCCGUCGUCCCUGAUCUAGCGGGUCUGCUUCCACGCCCUCUUUGGUGGGGAACCUCAACGAUUUUACUGUUCCAGAUUUUAUGUCCUUCAUCUGAUUAGCGGCGCUUUCUCGAUUUUGCCUCCAAUAGCUUUAAUGGGAGUCGCCCAGAGAUCAGAGAAGAUUAUUUGAAGUUUCCUUUGUAUGCGUGAAGAAGAGUUGAAAAGGAUCAUCUGGAAGGAUGGGAGAAGUGUUGUAGCAUUAGCUGGGGUUAGUCGUGGAGACUGGGUGUCCAAAAACCCUCUUUUUGAUUCACAAGUCACUUCAGCAUUUCCCUUAUGAGAGUUUUCUUCGUAAUGAUACCAGGUCAUCUACAUUAGAUAUGUUUUAAAACGGGAUGGAUGGGAUGCCAAUCUGAUGCUUUCUGCAAUUUAUACAGGUUCUAGGCCUGACAACACACUUUCUCCAGAUACUUGUGUCAUGGUGCAGGCCUAAUUCUUAUACGGCGCAUAUCUUUCUUCAUUGUCCGUUGUCUGUCUUCAAGUGGACUAAAUUGUGAAAUAGGAUCGUGGAGUUUCAUUUUAUUUGGAUUUGUUUGGUUCCUGUUGAAGAUUUCAGAUAGAUAAAUGAAGCAUAUAGUGAAGAUUAUGACGUUGUUAAUGGCCAUCGGUGCAUUAUGGGUUGGCCUUCUACAAACUUCUGUACUUCCAGCGAGCCAUACGUGGUUGCUACCGGUCUAUUUUGUUGUGUCUUUAGGAUGCUAUGGUUUAUUGAUGGUUGGAGUUGGUCUCAUGCGAUUUCCAACCUGUCCUCAAGAAGCCCUCCUAUUGCAGCAGGACAUUGUGGAGGCAAAGGACUAUCUGAAGCAAAGAGGAGUUGAUGUUAGUUCCAGUUAACUUUGUAAAUGUCUUGAAUUUUAGAUUUUUUUUUAACUUUUUACCUUGACAUCUAAAGUAUACAAGGAGCAUCACAUUACCUCCUUCAGCAACUUUGAGUUGUUUUGGAAAUGGGUUUACACUUACACAUUUCUUUCACUAAUUGCACAAAUUCUAAGUAUUUAGAAAAAAUUCAAAUUCAUUUUUAAAUGGGUAUUGGUAGUUUUUUCUUU
This is a messenger RNA of Prosopis cineraria, 1085 nucleotides long. RefSeq names its product dolichol-phosphate mannose synthase subunit 3-like. Lineage: Eukaryota; Viridiplantae; Streptophyta; Magnoliopsida; Fabales; Fabaceae. The record is from RefSeq and is a predicted model, not a curated record. Gene Ontology annotation, cellular component: dolichol-phosphate-mannose synthase complex; endoplasmic reticulum membrane. The coding region runs from base 604 to 873 and encodes 89 amino acids. Gene Ontology annotation, biological process: GPI anchor biosynthetic process. The transcript has 7 exons.